Messenger RNA from Perkinsus marinus ATCC 50983, 441 nucleotides. RefSeq names its product merozoite surface protein 2, putative. The transcript has 2 exons. The coding region runs from base 1 to 441 and encodes 146 amino acids. The record is from RefSeq and is a predicted model, not a curated record. NCBI's taxonomy places the organism in Eukaryota, Perkinsozoa, Perkinsida, Perkinsidae.
AUGAGCACGGCAGCUGGGGAAGCUCCCGGUAGAGACAAGGAUGAUUCUGAUGCUACCACCCCGGUCGCUACUGAGACUGCGGCUGGCACUACUACGAUCGAUGCUCCUGUCGAGCCUACAACUGCUAUCACGACCCCUCAACCGGUCAGCACAGCUGCUGUGACCGAUGAGAUUGUUGCUACUACUGCAGCCCCUGUGACUGGCGAGGUCACCAUCACGACGGCAGCUGGGGAAGCUCCCGGUAGAGACAAGGAUGAUUCUGAUGCCACCAACCCGGUUGCUACUGAGACUGCGGCUGUCACUACUACGAUCGAUGCUCCUGUUGAGCCUACUACUCCCACGUCCCCUCUACCGGUCAGCACAGCUGCUGUGACCGAUGAGGUUGUUGCUACUACUGUGGAGACGACCGCUUCCGAGACUACUCUCAGUCCGAUUGUGUAG